CUUCACUUAAUUCAGAAUGGAGGAAAUACGUAAAUUAGUAGACUAGUAGCUGUAGAUGAAUUAUUAUUAAGGUCAUGGAUUACAUCAUCUUCUUGACUCUUCAGUCUUGAGUAGUUCUUCAUAGUCCACCAGUCAAAUCACUAAUGAAUGAUGCUCAAUCUUCCAAGAAAGUGUGCCAUAGUAGUAUUUUGUUGAAUAUUAAAUGUACAAAUAAACCAUUAUUCAAUCCCAUAUACUAUACAGUUCAAAACUAAAAUUUCUUCUGUUUUACAUCAAUGGAGAAAAUAGUACUUUACCCAUCACCAGGCAUAGUUCACUUAACCUCUAUGGUAGAGCUUGGAAAACUCCUCCUAACUCACUCAUCAUCUAUCUCUUCCAUUAUCAUUCUUAUCCCAAAUAAUCUCCCUUCUAUUACUAGCUCUUACUCUUCUUACAUCUCUUCUGUGUCUUUAUCUUUUCCUUCAAUCACCUUCAUUUCUCUCCCUUCUGUUCCUCUCUUAAACCCUUCAAACUACGAAGAUCAACAACAACUCACUUUGGAAACAAUUCGCAAUAACAACUCUAAUGUUCUACAAUCCCUCCAAUCACUAUCUGUGUCAUCUCCAAUUUCUGCAUUUAUUCUUAGUUACCCUACUCUUGAAAUCUCUCGAUCCCUUAAUAUACCCACUUUCUUUUUCUUCACUUCUAGUGCUUCAGCUCUUGCUUUCUUCCUUAACUUCCCGGUAUUCGACAAAAUCACCUCUGAGCCUUAUAGGAAUCUAAAGGUUUCGUUUGAGAUUCCUGGGUUGUUUUCUGUUCCUGCUGAUCAUAUGAUAGAGCCUAUGCUUGAUCGUGGUGUUAGUUAUUAUGAGUUCAUUAAGAUGGCUGAAACUUUGCCUAAAUGUGAUGGGAUUAUUAUUAAUACUUUUGAGUCAUUGGAGGUUAAAGCUAUGAAGGCUUUGAAACAGGGAACUUGUCUCCCUAAUACUCCACUUCCUCCAGUUUAUUGCAUUGGUCCUUUUAUUGAGAAUCACGGUGAUAAUAGUGGGGAGAAUAAAGAUGAAAAUCAAAGACACGAGUGUCUUAAGUGGCUUGACUCACAACCUAGUAAAAGUGUGGUGUAUUUGGCUUUUGGGAGUAAAGGUGUGUUUUCUAAGGAGCAACUAUUGGAGAUAGCCUUUGGGUUGGAAAAGAGUGGAGUGAGAUUUUUGUGGGCUGUUCGGGCACCAUCUAGUCAGUUUGAAUCGGAUUUGGAUUCGAUACUUCCAAAUGGGUUUUUGGAAAGGACUAAAGAUAGGGGUUAUAUAGUCAAGAUGUGGGCACCACAAAUUGCGGUGUUGGGUCAUGAGUCGGUGGGUGGAUUUGUAACUCAUUGUGGAUGGAAAUCGACUAUAGAGGCGGUUAAUGCUGGGGUGCCUUUAGUAGCAUGGCCACUCUAUGCCGAGCAAAGAUUUAAUAAGAUCUCGCUUGUGGAGGAAAUAGGGAUUGCAUUACCAAUGAAUGAGUCUGAAGAUCGAUUUGUGAGUUCGAGUGAGAUUGAAAAGCGAGUUAAGCAAAUUUUGGACUCAAAAGAUGGGGAUGUGAUAAGGAAACGAAUAUUGGAUCUGAAAGCUAAGGCUAGGAAUGCACUCAAUGAAGGAGGCUCAUCUUAUGCGGCAUUGACUACAUUUGUGGAAUCAUGGAAAUUGUAAAGUGUUAUUUAUAGUAUGCAUAUUGGAGGCUUUGGAGCUUACUAAAAUUUAAAGCUAUUAGUAAUUGUUGUCUUUAACUUAUGACUAUAUAUAGUAAUGUUGUAUGACUUUCGAUAAAUAAUAUAUUUUUUCCUAUAGAAAA
This is a messenger RNA of Beta vulgaris subsp. vulgaris (sugar beet), 1812 nucleotides long. RefSeq names its product UDP-glycosyltransferase 88B1. Gene Ontology annotation, molecular function: UDP-glycosyltransferase activity. The transcript has a single exon. The record is from RefSeq and is a predicted model, not a curated record. Bases 276 to 1670 code for a protein of 464 amino acids. Lineage: Eukaryota; Viridiplantae; Streptophyta; Magnoliopsida; Caryophyllales; Amaranthaceae.